Molecule: messenger RNA, 2130 nt
Organism: Megachile rotundata (alfalfa leafcutting bee)
Lineage: Eukaryota; Metazoa; Arthropoda; Insecta; Hymenoptera; Megachilidae
Gene: Zip88E
Product: Zinc/iron regulated transporter-related protein 88E
Biological process (GO): zinc ion transmembrane transport
Cellular component (GO): plasma membrane
Molecular function (GO): zinc ion transmembrane transporter activity
Source: RefSeq, a predicted model, not a curated record
UCUUUAUUCAGCUUAUUAUACUGCAGUUAGAACCACAAGAAGAUAAAUUAAUCAUACAAAAUAAUGUUAUUUUCAAUAGGGAUGAUAUACAAAAAUAGCCAUUAGAUAGAGUUGUAUGCAGUAAUUGACGUAAACAGUGCCGUCAUUAGAGUUUGUGGGGCCUACGAUAAAAAUAGAUAUGAAAAUCUUUAAUAAUCUCAUUACAUUAUUAAUUAAUCGUUGUAUGUUGCCACGUUGUAUAGUGCCACAUCGAAUAUUAUUACUUUGUAUAUUAUCAAAAAAUAUAAUAUAUAGAUUGAAUUUCAUUUAAUUAAUUUUUAUAAAAUAUGCAAGACUAAGUGUAAGACCAAUGAAACGUUGUAUUUAUCCAUCGCUAUUGGCGGUACUGGACGUAAGAAUUAUCAAAGCUGUUUAUCGAUAACAAAUAAAACUUCGGUCAGUAUCUUCUUCGACUUCGGACGCUUUUGGUCAGUGCUAUCCGACAUGUUUGCUAUACAUAUCAUAAAAAUUUCCUAUUACGUGCAAAACGUAGUUAGUUAACAAAUAGCAAUGUAAUCUUGCCAACAAUUUUCGGUACUUCGAAUUUGCUCGAUAAUUGUUUUUCAAGAGCCACGAUUGCGUUCUUAUCUCUCAAGUCGAUCGACCUUAUCGCGAUUGCCAGAUUAGCGUUAAUCGGAUGAGUGUUCCCGGCAGUGUCAGACAGUGAACGUAUCCCGUCUGUCAUCUGAAAAUGAUCACCGCGGUCCAGGCGAAACUUGCCUCGAUGAUCGCUAUCGGUGCCGGUAGCUUCAUCGUCGGCGUUGCACCAUCAUGUUUUGUAUCGCGCGUACGUUAUCUACAACAGAAACUGUUGCUUUCGUGCACUCUUUGUUUUGGUGGCGGUGUUUUGCUUGCGACCGCGAUUCUUCACAUGUUACCGGAAAUCCGUGAGUCUAUGCCGGAUUACGCGGAGCUGUUAUUCUCUUGUGGUUUUCUUCUUUUGUACCUCAUAGACGAGACUGUUCACUACUUUUGGAACACCGACGACCAGCGCGUACAGCAAUCGAACUCUAGGCCCUGCGACUGGAGCACGGCAAGUCAAGUAGAGCGUUGCCGAAAUCACUCACAUCAGAUUGGUCCUACGACAAGCAAUCGGCCCGUCAGAAGUGUCUCUAUAUUUGACGUCAAUCCGAAGGCACCAUAUCGUCAAAGUGUUCUCGGGAAUGGAACGAGCUCUGCGUACUCAAAAAGCUCUACAUAUGGGGCAGUGCAAUAUGGACCUUCUGCGCCUACUUUCAACAAUGAGGAGACCUUCUUAUGCCAUGGGACUCAUUCGGAACCGUGCGCCAAUAAUACCAAUACUAACCUUAUGGGCCUUUUGUUGGCACUUACCGUUCACGCUGUUCUCGAGGGAUUGGCGGUCGGCUUACAGAAAGUAGUGUCUGAGGUAUUUCUACUGGUUGGUGCAGUAGCCUCUCACAAGUUCGUGGUCGGUUUUUGUUUAGGAUUAGAAUUAGCUGGAGCCAAUAAUUCUCUUCUUAGGAUAAUAUCAGCAAUUUUUGUGUUCUCUGCUGGGUCUGCAGUUGGCAUAGGAAUUGGAAUGCUGACGUUCAAAAUGGACAACAAAUGGACGAACAUCGUUCUACCCAUUUUACAAGGUUUAGCUGGAGGAACCUUGUUGUACGGAACGGUUAGCGAAAUUUUGCCAAGGGAAAGAGCAAGAUGGCAUAACAGCGAGCGUCGUUGCGCGGGUAUUUUACAAUUUUUCUCUGUGAUCCUCGGUUUUGUUCUUAUUUACGUUCUGAACAAUUACGUGGGCUCGUAAAUUCGAUACGUUUUUUCAAUUUCUUCAGAAUAAAGGUAAAUGUCUAGGUAAAUGUCCCUAUACUAGUUGUGAGACAUCCUGUAUAAGUACACAUACAUAUGUAUAAUCUCGUGAUGGUCAAUAAAGAGGUCGUCACUCAUUUUUUUUAUAAAUUGCAUUGACAAUCAAUUGACAUAAAAAACUUAGAGUGAUCAGUAUCUCAUAAAAAAGUUUGUAUAUGUUGGUCGAAAAAGCUCGUUUUUAAACGAUCACGUUCUUACAUGUCCGAUAAUAGGAUCAUUUACCUAAGUUGUAUGGAAAUUGAAGUAAUUUAAUAUCCGUUGGUA